AUGGCCUCGGGCUUUGGAUUCAAAGGACGUGAGGGCAGAUGCUACCAACUUUGGAAAGAUGUAGAGCAGUGCAGUAAAGACACAGAGUACUCUGGUCAGUGCGGCAAGCAGGUCGAAGAUUACAUGGAAUGCCUCCACCACAGGAAGGAGUUGACGCGCAUGAACGUGGUAAUUACUCAGAAGGAAAAAGAAGAAGCUGCAGCUCGUUCUGGUGGGAUUCAUGGACAUGGUGAUGUCGUUAACAUGCAUCGUUUUGAAGAGAUCAAGUGUAUUGGUCGCGGCAGCUACGGAUCGGCGCAUCUGGUACGGGUGCGGCAACAGAAUGGUAUACCAGACCGUUUUGUAGUUAAGAAAAUACCAAUGGAGCUUCUUUCGAUCAAAGAGAAGAAUCAAUCUUUUCGUGAGGUGGAGCUACUGGCUAAACUUAAGCACCCAAAUGUGGUCGAGUACAGUGAGAGCUUCGAAGUAGAUAAUGUACUGCAUAUUGUUAUGGCCUAUUGCGAUGGUGGCGACUUAGCUGACAAGAUUAAGAGACAGCAAAUGCUUCGCGAGCAGAUCAUUGGGCCAGACAGCAAUUUUGCGGAUCCAAGAGGGUAUUUCCCUAUCAGUCAGGUGCUGGACUGGUUUGUGCAAAUGGCGAUGGCUAUUAAGUAUCUUCACGGACAGCGUGUGCUGCACCGAGAUUUGAAAACCAGCAACGUGUUUCUAACAACCGAUAACGUGGUGAAACUCGGGGAUUUUGGCAUCGCCAAGACGCUUGACUCAACGCUGGAUCAGGCCCAAACUGUAGUGGGAACACCAUAUUAUAUGAGCCCAGAAGUAUGCGAGAGCAAGCCGUACUCGUAUGCGAGUGAUGUAUGGUCAUUAGGCUGCGUUCUGUACGAAAUGCUUACCCUGCGUCACGCCUUUGACGCCCCAAAUAUUCUUACACUUAUUCUUAAAAUCGUGCAGCAGGAUUUCACUCCCAUCCCUCCUCAUUAUGAUUCGGAAGUGUCCAGUCUGCUGCACAAGUUGCUCGAUAAAAACCCUGAACGUAGGCCUAGUAUGGAAGAUAUCUUUGCAAUGCCGUACAUCCGUCACCAUAUGCAAGGACUUGUGGCUUCGGGAGGGUCACUGAAGGUUAAAGUGGUGAACCCUAUGGCACGGAGACCACAGCACGACUGCGCUGCAGGGGUGUGUCGACGUAGGCUGCACCCCAAAAACUUCUCAGCCCGCCGUUUGUCUGGGGAACAGAGGAAAUUGCGAUCGCUAGCAUCCUUCCCACCUUCUCAAGCAGCGCCCAUUGUUCCUCUGCAAUGGAUGCCAAUUACAACCUUUGAUGACAACAUUGAGGAUUCGGACAGUGACAAACUUAAAGUUCUGGAUAUGAGUAUUACAGAAGAUUCUCAAAUUGGCUUUCGGCCACCAGAACGGAGCAGUACGCCCGACCCGCUGGUCUUUGCAACAGAGGAGAAGUCAAUUUUAGAUGAAAUUCAUGAAGAAAUCGAUGAGCAAUGUCCUUUUUCAUCAGCGGCUCUGCCAAAACGAAAGCGAAUUGCAAAUGAUCAACAUUUUGUCGCGUGGAAAGGAGAGGAAAACCAUGAGAACGCAAAGAGAAAUGAUUGUGUAUUCUCUGAUUUGAAUAACGCCACCGAGUGUGCAGAAGACAUUCGCUUUCAUGCAGACGCCGAGGAGCUUAUGAAUCCCAACUACGAGAAUGAGUAUAGUGAGGAGUGUCUAGACAGCUUGCGAAUCUACUACGGUUCCAAAGGAAGAAAAAAUAACAUACAAUCACCUAAUAAUUUGCGAAGGAGAGGAGCCAAUGGGCGUGGCAACGCUAUCGAUGGUAACUGGUCGGAUCCGACUGUUAUACAAGUAGCCGACUUGCGAAACAGCGAAGAGGUUCUUGAAUUAUCGAAUUUAUCAAUCGAGGACGCUGAAUUAGAAGACAAUGGAACACCAUCACUUAGUGAAAGUUUAAUGAUGCGUGAGCUAGAACUAGACGCUGAUAGCAAUGACGAAGAUGCUUCAUCCAAUUCAUCAUUGACUGAAUAUGAAGCUGAAGAGAACUAUUACAGCGAUGACUCGUCCGACUUUUUCGAUCAAAGUGGUACUCAGUACAGCGACGACUUCGAAGAUCCCGAUGCUGAAGUAAUUGAGUAUGCAGACGAUGAGUUUUUGAGUGAAGAGGAUAAUGAGCAUAAUCAGUUCAAAACUAUCGAUUUUCAAAACACAUUGGCACCAUACAGGCGAGUAGGAGAUAACGACAGUCGUGUGACGCGUAUGCCGAAGCUUGAGAUUCCCCGUGAGGUACAAUGGGUGAUGCGAAACGUUGCACAGAGCCUUAUGUCGACAACAGAUGAAAUGCACUCUGGCCGAGCGUCAAGUGCUUAA
Messenger RNA from Plasmopara halstedii, 2373 nucleotides. RefSeq names its product nek protein kinase. Gene Ontology annotation, biological process: protein phosphorylation. Gene Ontology annotation, molecular function: ATP binding; protein kinase activity. Lineage: Eukaryota; Oomycota; Peronosporomycetes; Peronosporales; Peronosporaceae. The record is from RefSeq and is a predicted model, not a curated record. The coding region runs from base 1 to 2373 and encodes 790 amino acids. The transcript has 4 exons.